AUGAAGAGUUCAAGUUUUAUCGUGGCCCUUUUUACCAGUGUCGUAACUGCAGAUAUCCAUGGCACAAAACCGAAUGGUCCGAAAUAUGCGGGCACAAACCCAGACUGUACUUGGUAUCUCGACCUCGUCGACGAUUCCUAUACAUGCGAAAAUAUCGAAAAGCAAUGGGACCUAAGCCAUGAAAUCUUUGUUGCAUGGAAUCCUGGCGUGAAAAAAGACUGUAGCGGACUUCAAGUUGGCCUCUCAGUUUGCGUGGAAGCGCCGAUGGAAUCAAUUACUUCAAGUUCUACAUCAGAGGCUUCGACGAGCUCGGAAACAUCAAUCCCGUCACCUACUGCUACCGGGCCUCCAUUGCCAUCCCCAACACAGGAUGGCCUAGUGGGUAAUUGCACACAAUUCUACCAUGCCGUUAGUGGUGAUACUUGUGGGAAGAUAAUAUCUCGACAUAAGCCCAUCACGUUGGCCCAACUCAUAGAGUGGAAUCCUGCACUUGAGAAGGACUGUACCGGGCUUUGGGCUGGCUAUUAUUACUGUAUUGGCAUUCCCGGAAUUCCCAAUGCGUCCCCUACAGGUAUCUCAAACAGCACCAUAUCAAACACAAUUGCGACCAUGCUGAGUACGGCUAAGCCAAAUUCUACUGCAAUCUCUACCGGUGCUGCAGCGCCUGGGCCAACUCAAGCUGAUAUUGUCAGUAACUGUCAAAGGUGGCAUAAAGUGGUAUCCGGUGAUACCUGCACAAGCCUCGCCAACCAAUAUGAUACCUUUACUCUGGAAGAAUUCAUCAAGUGGAAUCCAGCUGUUGGGGAGGACUGCUCUGGCCUCUGGUUGAACUAUUAUUACUGCAUUGGUGUCCCCGGGACCCCCACGGCAAAGCAGACAACAUCUAAACCAAGUCCUACUGGGUGUACUAGCCCGGGACUUCCCUCACCCACACAACCUGGCGCUAUAUGUAAAUGCAAGAAGUGGCAUAAAGUCGUGCAAGGGGAUACCUGUGAGAAUAUUGUUCGGAAAUAUAGUAUUUCGACUAAAAAUUUCAACAAAUGGAAUCCUAAAGUUGGAGAUGACUGCUAUAGUCUAUGGCUUCGGUAUUAUGUUUGCGUUGGGGCUGCAUGA
Molecule: messenger RNA, 1113 nt
Organism: Microsporum canis CBS 113480
Lineage: Eukaryota; Fungi; Ascomycota; Eurotiomycetes; Onygenales; Arthrodermataceae
Product: LysM domain-containing protein
Exons: 3
Coding region: 1-1113 (370 amino acids)
Source: RefSeq, a predicted model, not a curated record